CCCGCCCCGCCCCCGCCCGGCAGUUUGAAGGAGAGCGGCGGUUGGGAACCGGUCGCGGCCGCGGCGCCGGGAGGGAGCGGGUGAGCCAUGGGAGCAGCGUCCAGGCCUCGUAACAUGUUGUGCAGCACUUGAGUCUUGACGGCGUAGCUGGCCCAGAGCUGCUGCAGAGGUUCCGGAAGUCGUGCGUCCCCACAUAGCGCUGGGCUGCAGUGUGCAUGAGGGCCACGUCCAGGUCUGCACAGGGGAAGAAGUAGCGGGUCCAACCAGCCCAGCAGAAACCAUGGAGAACAGGCUGGAAGCAGACAGGCAUUCAUGUGCUGCUCUGAGUGAUGAGGAGCUGGAAGGAGGCAGCGAGGGCCAUGGAGCAGAAGGGGCACCUCUGUGCUGCAGUGCCUACACUGCGCUCACAGGGCUGCAGCCAGCCCGACCUCCAUCCGAAGGGUUCCCCUGUGCAGAGCCCAGCGCUGCACCAUGGUGCCCCAAGGGCUCGAGGAGGCAGGUGAUGAAGAGGAAGGUGCUGAGGCGGAGACCUGACGGAGGAGUCCAGGUCUGUGACGAAUCGAUCACCAGACUGCCAGAGAGCACGGCCAUGUGGAACCUGACACAGCAAAUGCUUCAGCUGAGCACCGGUCCAGAUGACAGCCUCUCCGAGGGGGAAAUCGAGAUGAGCAGCAGUUUUUUCCAACAGUUCCCCCCAGAGCCUUCCUAUCAGCAUCAGGGCGCUGAGUGCGAUCCUCCCUUCCUUCUCAGGGUUGUGCAGAGCCAGAGUCCUCCCACCUCUCACUGCACAGCCACAACAGUGCAGCCCAAGUCCUUCAUUCCCCCCAGGUUGGAGACGCUGCGUCAAAACCGCAGCAAAAGCGACCGGGUGGCCAAAUAUUUUGAGUACAAGCGAGAGUGGGAGCGGUUCCCUGUGCCAGGUGAGGACCAGCACAAGGACGUGCGCUGCAGCAUUCGGGGGCGGAUGCUCACACAGCACAGCCACCCCAGCAAACCGCAGCACACCUACGUCCCCAACACCUACACGGUGCCCACGGACAAGAAGAGGGCUGCCCUGCGCUGGGAAGUGCGCUGGGACCUGGCGAAUGGCCUCAUCCCCAGGAAAAACACCCCGUUCUGACGUCAUCCUGGAUGCUCUCCUCUUCCAUCCAGAACUCAACUACUCUGGAAAUCUUUCUGUUUAUAUAAGCGUGUUGAUUGUAGUGUAAAACUUCUCCCAGCUCCCCAGGUUAUUGGAUUUCGGACAUCCGUACUUCGCUGCUACACUGUUAGAAAGCUUCACUCUGAGUCACUGCUGGAAAGCCGAGGAAGCAGACAGGGAAAAGCCACUCAAACUGCAUAACGAAGCGAGAGCUGUGAUUUUUAAGUUGGAAUGCUGCUGCUCCCCCGGACGGGGGCUGUGUGAGCUGUGUGAUGUAGGGCAACUCGGCAACGUACUUCAAUAAAGCGUGUCAGAAGGCC
Molecule: messenger RNA, 1461 nt
Organism: Phasianus colchicus (ring-necked pheasant)
Lineage: Eukaryota; Metazoa; Chordata; Aves; Galliformes; Phasianidae
Source: RefSeq, a predicted model, not a curated record